Zophobas morio is the source of this 1422-nucleotide messenger RNA. Its product is annotated as leucine-rich repeat protein SHOC-2. The transcript has 3 exons. Lineage: Eukaryota; Metazoa; Arthropoda; Insecta; Coleoptera; Tenebrionidae. Gene Ontology annotation, biological process: signal transduction. Gene Ontology annotation, molecular function: protein binding. The coding region runs from base 394 to 1335 and encodes 313 amino acids. The record is from RefSeq and is a predicted model, not a curated record.
CCAUGGGCAUGGCCCCAUGAUUGAAGUGAACAAUGAAAAUACCACAAACCUUGAAAUUCAUGGUUAACAUAUUUUCACAGUUACGCCAUCAGUUAAUGGUGUAUCAUUCUGUAAAUAUUGCUUUGUUAUAACGAAAUUUUUCAUUUAUUGCAAUUGUUUAUUGAAACUACCAUCUGCAUAGUAAUGGCGGUCUAAAUGUCUUAAGUUUUUUUCUGUCAACAGUAAUCAUUUUGGCAAUAAAUACAAGUAAAUUUAUAUAUAGAAUAAGUUUUUUGUACAGAUGGUUAAUUAAAAGUAAACGGAUUAUUGUUUACUUCGUGAAGAUUUAAUCUUUUGAAAAAUGUAAUUUCGUGGAUAGUGUUUGUGACAUAACCUUCACGUGCUUCCAUAAAUAUGAACCCAAUCUAUGAUUACAUCCAAAGAAACCGUGUCUUGGCGAAAAUAGAAAAAGCUCAUGGCGCCAAAGCGACGAAUUUAGCGUUAGAUGAUUACGACUUGGUUAAAUUUCCCCCAUUGUUACUUAGUUGUGUCCAACUUACUUCGUUGAAUAUUGGUCAUAAUAAGCUUACAGAAUUACCAAAAUGCUUAGGACAAUUAACAAAUUUACAGAAUUUAUCUUUAGAACAUAACAAAUUCGAUAGUUUCCCGGAAGCACUCAGAGAUUUGCCUCAAUUAGUAACAUUAAAUAUAAGUCAUAAUCCUGUACAAGAUUUGACUAGUGAUAUUGGAACUUUGACUUCACUCGAAACUCUGUGGUGCAAUCGGUGCUGUUUAACAACUCUUCCGGAAGAAAUAGGUAACUUAUUGAAACUCGAAACUUUGGGAGCUAGGCAUAAUCAGUUGAGCAAGUUACCAGAGGGAAUAUGUAAUUUAACGCACCUGAAAUGGUUGACUUUGGAAGAUAAUCAGUUAUACACAGUUCCUAAGGAUUUUGAUAAACUACAAUCAUUAGUUCAUCUCAAUUUUACAGAAAACAAAUUUAAUUACAUACCUUCGAAUAUUUCAAAGUUAAAGCAAUUACGAUAUCUACACCUACGGUUUAACGAGUUCCUCUCUAUACCUGAAAGUGUUUUAAGUACCAUGAUGUGUGUUAAAAUCAACUUGUUACACAAUCCUCUUGCAUCUACUACAGAUAUCGACACGAUGUUUCCUAAUGUUAUAACAACACACAAACAGUUGGAAGAGGAUACAUCGGCAGAUUCAGAUUCAAGUUCAGACUGGGAAAAUAGUUUAUCUAGUUCAGAUCUGAAUUAUUCUGAUACAGAAUCAGACAGUGAUGAUGAAGAUGUUCUUAUUGAAAUUCCCAAAUUGUCAAAAUUUCUUGUUACUUUUUAAUUUAUACUUUUUAGCUUUAUUAUUUACCUCAAAGUAUUAUGAAAUAUCAUUGUUUAUUUUUGACAAUAAAAAUAUAAAUUAAAUCAA